AUGGUACUUAGAGGCAUAACGGGGGCGGUGCGUACAACUCCUACUGCUGCCUUUGGUGCCCUCUUGGGGCUAGAACCCUUACACCUUACAAUUAAAGCAGCGGCGGUUGAGGCUGCCCUGCGGUUGAGUGGUCCUGUGGGCCGCAGGGAGGUGGGCAGAUGGCGUCUACCAAAGAAAUUGGCGAGAAUCUCCCUUCUAAGUAUGAUUAGGGACAGAACUGUCCCUUUGUACCUCUUCGACAAAAAGUAUAGGAUUAAUAUACCUAGUAGAGAAGAUUGGAUAAAUGGACUGACAAGUAUUCCAGUUGACUGUGAAGUCUGGUACACAGAUGGAUCAAAAGGCGGGAAUGGAGUUGGUGCAGGAAUCUAUCAUGUAACCUCCCAAGUGGGACACUCCUUUAAGUUGGGGACUACUGUUACUGUGUUACAAGCCGAAAUUGUGGCAAUAUUUUAUGCUGAAACGAACCGCGUUACCCUCCUGUGGAUCCCUGGUCACAGUGGAUUCGCGGAAAACGAUAGGGCGGAGGAGCUAGCCAAGGAAGGGGCUAGAAAACAACUUAUUGGACCUGAACCUCCCAUUGGUGUUUCCAACAAAUGCCUGACACUGGAAAUUAAACAGUGGAUAGCUGCGGAACACCAAAGGGAAUGGCAGGUAACUAAGGGCUGUAGGCAAGCCAAGGUACUCAUGGGAAGUAGUAUUAACCCUAUGAGGAAAGCGGAAUUCCGAAAAUUAAAUAGAAAAGAGGCAAACAUCAUAACAGGGCUAUUAACUGGCCAUGGUGAUCUGCGCUAUCAUAGGCACAAAAUGGGGAUCCUAGACGACCCGAAGUGCCGUAGGUGUGGAGAGGAAUAUGAAACCCCGAUACACAUCUUGUGUCACUGCCCUGCACUUGUGAAGGAGAGGGAACACAUUACGGGCUACUUCUUUCUGGGCGAGACCGUUAUUGCUACCAGAAACCUGGCCGAAGUCCUCCUGUUGUGGAAAGGACUUCGGAUAUAG
Leptopilina heterotoma is the source of this 999-nucleotide messenger RNA. RefSeq lists its product as uncharacterized. Lineage: Eukaryota; Metazoa; Arthropoda; Insecta; Hymenoptera; Figitidae. The coding region runs from base 1 to 999 and encodes 332 amino acids. Gene Ontology annotation, molecular function: nucleic acid binding. The record is from RefSeq and is a predicted model, not a curated record. The transcript has 2 exons.